Molecule: messenger RNA, 4040 nt
Organism: Xyrauchen texanus (razorback sucker)
Lineage: Eukaryota; Metazoa; Chordata; Actinopteri; Cypriniformes; Catostomidae
Exons: 10
Coding region: 398-1993 (531 amino acids)
Cellular component (GO): cytoplasm
Source: RefSeq, a predicted model, not a curated record
UACAAAGAUGCAACUAGCCUACGCACAUACCAAUUUGUUUUCAAGAGUGGAGACCUAACCAAAUGGACAGCUUAAAACAAAAUAAGUAGGGGUUUCUUGACAGGAGUCUCUGACAUUAACAUCCUAAAAACUUGAAAUAAAUAUGGUGGUGCAUAUGAUAUAAUUCCGUAGUUUUAAGGCUUGCUCCACUUUUGAAUAUCAGAAUGGAAAUUAAAUUAAGCUCGCAAGUGAUAUUAUUGUAUUUUUUGAAUUACUUUUUUCUUUUUUUUUUUAAUUGAAUUACACAACCACAGCAUUCUCUAGUUCUCUGUCACAACACAUGCAUUUCAACAGGAAAAGGCAGAUUCAGUCAAGAGCUGAUAGAAAGAGGUAGCAUUUUUACAUCCUGCAUUUCAGCAUGGACUUUGACUACCAAAAGAUUAAAGAUGCUGAAUAUCGACAGAGAGAAGAGCGAUUGAGGUCUCUUCCUGUCCAUCAACCAAGACCAAUACCCCGUGCAUCUCUUGCUCCAGAGACACCAACAACAAAGAAACCUCCCAUAAAACCCCGGCGCAGCUUAAAAGGUCGCCCAACUGCACACCAAGAGACUGAGCAAUUAAAUAACCAGGGUCAGCAGAAGGAAAAUGAGAUAACAGUCAAGCGAAUAGCUCCUGCUCUUGUUUUGGGCCCAGUGGGGCCCCUAGAGGCCCUGACUCCAUCUCUGCGUGCUCACACUCUGCUGUGGUUUGAAAGAACGCAGCUGCCUCGACUGCAAACACCCGGACACCCUCUUCCCUGCUGGCUGCAUGGUUUUGCUACACGCAGGGAAGCUGAGCAGCUGCUGCAGGAUAAGCCACAAGGUUGUUUCCUGUUGAGGCUAAGUGAGUCGAAGAUUGGCUUUGUGCUCUCUUACAGAGGAGAGGAUAGAUGUCGUCACUUCAUCAUUGAAGAGGAGGAGAGAGGAUCAUCUGGUAGUAUGUACCUCAUUGCUGGAGAAAAAAGCCGUCAUCGAAGCCUGGAAGACCUAUUCAACUACUAUACUCAUAAUCCAGUGGGACCCUUUAAUGAGAUGUUGACCAUGCCUUGCAUGCGGACUAAUGAGGGCUGUGAAGAAACUGAUAGGUUGGUAGUGAAGGACAGGGAAGCUGAAGGAAAUGGAAAAGAGAUGAAUCAAGAGUUGCAAACAAGCCUGCCCAUGGCCACCGGUCUGGCUGUUCUAGAUCCAUUACCCUCAAACCCGUCCAAUCAGUUUACCUCUGCCAGAAAAGAGACUGUGCAGUAUGCAGCGGUCCGGAAGCCACUAAAAAAGACUUACUCGCUACCAGAGUGCCAGUGUGGUCCUGACACAGUGCCUCCAAGCCUAGAAAAUGGCAAUUCUGAGCUUGCUGAACAACCCACCAACCUGAAUGUACCAGUGGAUCACACUCCACUCAUAGAUGUCCCAUAUGCCAGAGUCAACAAACCUCCCAGAGCUGUGUCACAAAAUAUACCCAAUGUCAAUGACCACUCUGACCUUCAAGGGGCGACAGCAGAAUCUACUAUCCUUCCAACUUUUCCAAGCUUUGAAAUGACAGCAGCAGAGCAGAAAUAUUGGAAGAUGGAGCCUAUGCACACCUACGAGGAGACUCCACUUAUGCGCAGUCGUACCGAGGAGAUUGACUGUUAUGCUGUGGGUUGGAGAAGGCAGGCGAAAGAAGAUGGAGCAGAUCAACCAAAUCAUCAUUUGUAUUCAGAGGUGAACAUAAAGGGUGCCCAAGAUGGCCAUUCUGUAUCAAGACCCGGUUCUAGUCUUCCUCUUAGACUACCUCCGAGAUCAGCACUUGGUCCUUUAAGACCAGAGAGCACUAGGCAGACUUUUGGUGUGCCCCCAUUGAUGGUUCAGCCACAACACUCUGGUCUCCAGCAGUCAGAUCACCUGCCUCUGGAGGCUUCCUCCUGCUCCAUUUAUGAGCAGAUUCCAGCAAGACCAACCAGCUCCAGACCAAAUCUGCCCCAACCCAACCCUAAACGCUGACAUUAAGGAUCGUCUAGAACUCUCAAAUCACCAAACUAAAGGGGCAUUUAGGUUCAUAAGCAUUCAGCACCAUGAAUGUGUAUGAUUGUAGGCUUGUAAAUAUUGAUUCCCCACCAUGGACUAGCUAUAGGCAUCGGCUUCAAGUGGUCAUCUAUUUAAAUUAAAUCUGAUUACAUAUGCUUUUCUAUAUGAAUUCUUCACCCCAGAGACACAAUUACACUGUAAAAAAAAGUUGUUAAAUAAACAAUGUUCUCACUAUUCUUAAUUUAGCCAAUCAAUGCUUUUUAUUUUUUUGCUUUAUCAUGAAAAGUGUAUUCUGUGUUCAAUACUUGUUAAGGUCAGUUAAUAACAUUUGUAGCAUAAUGUUGAUUAUCACAAAAAAACUAUAUUUAAUUUAUUUAUAUAAAAAAGCAAACAUUGCAGUUACAAUAAAACACUAAUAAUGAAGUGAAGUAUCAAAAGUACAGCUACAAGACAUGAACAUUACGUGUUAACAUGAUUUUAGUGAGAUACAAUCACUUACAAGCCUUAUCAGGUAGUUAUAUCCAAUGCUGCAACUUCCUUGCCAUGCUGACGGUAACACCAGAAAAUCCUUUAAGCGAUUUAUCACACCAAAAUCACAGAACAGAGAUUUCACCACACUAAAAUCAUUUUAACCUGUAUAAAUGUUUACUUCUUGUGGCUAAACUUUUUAAACAGUAUUUUAAUGUUUAUGAACUGGCCCCAUUCAAUUCCAUUGUAAGUGCCUUAACUGCAAUUUUUGCAUGAACGAAGGACAAGUCAAAUUUCUCUUCUGUGGUUUUAGACAUUAUGCAACAAAAUGUGUCAAUUGAGCUUAAAGGGAUAUUUCAACCUAAAUUAAAAAUGAUCUCAUAAUUUACUCACCCUGCCAUCCCAGAUGUGUUUGACUUUCUUUCUUGUGCUGGACACAAACAAAGAUUUUUUGAAAAAUAUCUCAGCUCGAAGUAAUCCAUACAACUCCAGAGGAUAAAUCCAUGUCUUCUGAAGCAAUAUAAUAGCUGUGGGUGCAAAAUUAAUUUUUUUACUUGAGUCACCUUGGACUUACAGUGACUUCUAGGUGUGGAUGCAGUAUCAUUCAAAAUCAAUAGUUUUCAAUUACAGAUGCCAUUGUAGAAAUUCACUAUACACAAUUAGCAUGGUUUCGGUCCUAUUUAGCAGACCGCUACCACUUUGUCUGUGUAAAUGAGGAUUUGUCAAAUCAUACUAAAGUAUGGAGUGCCAAAGGGAUCAGUUUUAGGGCCUGUGCUUUUCUUCUUAUUUAUGCUUCCCCUGGAAGAUAUUAUCAGGAAUCGUGGAAUAAGUUUCCACUGUUAUGCAGAUGAUCCCCAAUUUAAUAUUUCUUUGAAACCUGAAUAAGUUUCACUAUUGUCCAAAUCACCAUUUUUGGGUGAACCAUCCGUUUAACUUGCAUUGAACCCAGAAUAUUCCUUUAAAGGAAUAGAUCACCCAAAAAUGAAAAUGCUCUAAUCGUUUACUCACCUUCAUGCCAUCCCAGAUGUGUAUGACUUUCUCUCCUCUGUAGUGAUUUUUAGAAAAAUAUUUCAGCUCUGUAGGUCCUUAGAAAAAAAAGCAUUUCAGCUCUGUAGGUCCCAAGAUGUGAAAGUGGAGAUUUAGAAUAAAAAAGGACUUAAAUGUUUAUGUUUCUCACCCACACCUAUUAUAUCACUUCUGAAGAUAUGGAUUUAACCACUGGAGUCUUAGAAAUGACAUCUGUUUCCUUUAUGUGAUUUUUGGAGCUACAAAGGUCUGAUCACCAUUCACAUGCUAAGAUAUUCUUCUAAAAACAUACACAUCUGGGAUGGCAUAAUGGAGAGUAAACAAUGAGAGCAUUUAAAAUUUUUGGUGAAAUAUACCUUUAAAUGGAGUAAAUUGGAUUGCACUGCCCUGCACAUAUGUUAAACAACCCAAUUAUAGAUAUGUUAAAGUGAGGUUUGAUAGAUCAUAAUCUAAUAAGCUUUGUCAGUACUGUAGCAAUUUAAUUAUUUGGCCAAUGAUAUUCCCAUAAAAUAAAUAAAAUUAAAAACAA